AUGCUAAGGUUAUCACCUCAGGAUGACAAGGAUGUGACGGAGUUCCAAAAACUGCAUCCACUUGCCAAACAGAAUGGUUUCGGUCGUCUUUUUCGCUCUCCAACACUAUUUGAAGACGUUAUCAAGUCCAUUCUUCUUUGCAAUUGUAACUGGACCAGGUCAUUGCAGAUGGCUGAGGCUCUUUGUGGGCUUCAACUGGAACUUGGCACGAGAACAAAAUCAAAACUCGGGAAUUUCCCUAACCCGGAAGAGCUGGCUGAUUUCCGUGAGAGUUUCCUGAAGCAGCGGUGCAACUUGGGUUACAGAGCACUUCAUAUUAUCGAACUGGCUAUGAAGAUCACAUAUGAACAUCUCGAUCUCGAAGAAAUGUUGGCGGUAGAAGAAGAAACAACUGCCUUUAACAAACUAAUGGAGCUAAAUGGUUUUGGGCCCUUUGUUUGCGCUAAUGUGCUCAUGUGCAUGGGAUUCUAUAUCCGGGUUCCUGUUGACACUGAAACCCGUCGCCAUCUAUCAGAUUACCAUUCGAUUGAUCGGAAUGUUGUUAAAACAUCCUCCAAUGACGUCAUUAUUGAAGACAUUUAUGGCAAAUAUUCUCCUUUUCAAUGCCUGGCUUACUGGUUUGAGCUGGUGGACUAUUAUCAGAAGGAACUUGGACUGAAGUUGAGUGAACUGCCGCAUUCCAAGUAUGGAUCUGUGACAGGUACGUUAAUGGCUAAGAAGUUCACCUCCGAAGAAGAAUCGACCCCACCGACCAAGAUGCAGAAAAAGAAGCAACCCAGGAGAUCAAACAAGAAAUGGAAAUUUGUUUAA
Messenger RNA from Impatiens glandulifera, 810 nucleotides. Its product is annotated as N-glycosylase/DNA lyase-like. NCBI's taxonomy places the organism in Eukaryota, Viridiplantae, Streptophyta, Magnoliopsida, Ericales, Balsaminaceae. Gene Ontology annotation, molecular function: 8-oxo-7,8-dihydroguanine DNA N-glycosylase activity. The transcript has a single exon. Gene Ontology annotation, cellular component: nucleus. The coding region runs from base 1 to 810 and encodes 269 amino acids. Gene Ontology annotation, biological process: base-excision repair, AP site formation; DNA repair. The record is from RefSeq and is a predicted model, not a curated record.